Nicotiana tabacum (common tobacco) is the source of this 1592-nucleotide messenger RNA. RefSeq names its product altered inheritance of mitochondria protein 32. The record is from RefSeq and is a predicted model, not a curated record. Lineage: Eukaryota; Viridiplantae; Streptophyta; Magnoliopsida; Solanales; Solanaceae.
CCUAAGACAUUACUUGUCAAACCAUUCCUACUAUUUAAUCCGUGGCUCGUUCUCUCCACGUUCCCAUUUUACUUUCUCUACUCUCCAGCAAUCUCUCUCUUUCUCGCUUCUUUCGAAAAUGGCCGGGAACUCGGAGGACAUCGUCAGUGACGACGUUAACUUCGGGUUCAAACGUUCGGAGAUGUACGAACUUAAACUCUCCGGCACUGCUACUGUUUACGAUCGUCACGUUUUCCUUUGUUACAAAUCACAUGAAACUUGGCCUUCUCACGUUGAAUCCUCCGACUCCGAUCCACUUCCGAAGCUUCUCGCUGCUACUCUUAAAGCUCGUAAGGAUGAAAUCAAGCUUAAGACUGUUUUGACGAUUUGCGAAGUACGCGAAGACAUUGGACUAUCUGAUGGAGAUGUUCUGAUUUUUCCUGAAAUGAUCAAAUACAGGAAUUUGAAGGAGUCAGAUGUUGAAGCUUUUGUUGAGGAUGUGCUUGUGAAUGGCAAGCCCUGGACUUCUGGACUGCAGGAGCCACUAAGUGGUUCUUAUGUAUUUGUCUGUUCCCACAAUAAUCGAGAUCGAAGGUGUGGUGUCUGUGGACCAAUUCUGAUUGAGGAAUUUAGCAAAUUGAUUGAUUCCAAGGACUUGAAAAACGAAGUUCAUGUGACAGCUUGUUCCCAUGUUGGUGGCCACAAGUAUGCUGGUAAUGUGAUAAUCUUCAGUGCAGAUAAAGAAGGGAAAAUUGCUGGGAAUUGGUAUGGCUAUGUUACCCCAAGUGAUGUACCUAUUUUGCUUGACGAGCAGAUCAGAGAGGGGAAAGUCAUUGAAAGACUUUGGAGGGGCCAAAUGGGACUGCCUGCUGAGAUAACUGAUAAGGUGAAUGAGCAGAGGGUUCCCAAUGGAACCAAUGUGGACGAAAAAGGACAAGCCCCUGUAGAAAAUGCUAGUCAGGGCUGUUGCCAAGGAACUGUAGGUUUUUCUUGUUGUAGAGAUGCAAGUACUGAGGUGAAAGAGGGAAAGAAGGGGCAGGGAAGACUUUCAUGCUGGUCAGGAAAAUGGGAUCGGCCUGAAGUGUUCACAGCCAUUGGCGUGGUCGGAGCAGUGGCUUUUGUUGCUGUUGCUUAUGGAUUUUACAAGAGGUCACACUGAUAUGCUGUCACGAAGAGAUUCCAAACAUUGUCUUUUUUAGAGAAUAAUGAUGUAACUCUAAACCCUGACAUUUGCUACGUGUUACGUGUGAAUUUUUCUGAAGGAGAAGAAGUAAAUGCAGAAUAUGUCCGACUAUAUGGAGAUGAUGUCCUCUUGUUCUCUUCAAGUGAGCACCCUAAGGGCCUCUUAGUUACACAGCUCUAACUAGUUACUACAGAUACCUGCAAGUUUUGUCUACACUCUACAGAGAUGAUUAAAAUUCCAGGUCUGGAGGUCUUGCUUCCUGGCUGUUUUGGUUAAAGGUGAAUAAGGUUUUCGAUAGGCUAUUGGGCUUGUCGGAAUUACCUUGUUUAUUGUUGUGUUGGUAUUUCAUUUGUUGUCUGGGGAUAUUGGAUGACUUGUUGAAAUUUUUUGUGGAAGUUGAUUUUUGCUUUUGGACAUAAAUUUCACUGUA